Molecule: messenger RNA, 960 nt
Organism: Talaromyces rugulosus
Lineage: Eukaryota; Fungi; Ascomycota; Eurotiomycetes; Eurotiales; Trichocomaceae
Exons: 1
Coding region: 1-960 (319 amino acids)
Source: RefSeq, a predicted model, not a curated record
AUGCCGCAUACAUCGCGCAGACACCGCAACCACGUGUCGAACAACCCCCUGCGAGCAGCGCAUGGCAAGCGACUGCAAAUCACCGAUGACGACGGCUGGGUGCACGUCGUAAACACUUCCAUCUCUGAUUCUUCGCCACGGACGAAGCCAAAAACAUACACAUCCGCCACCACUGACGGAUCCGCCGACGACCCGGAUUGCAGCCCCUCCUCCAAACAAGAAGAGAAAGAAAAAGAAGAAGAAGAAGAAGGAAAACUUCCUUUAAUUCUCCCCGCAGAAGCACCCCCGCGUCUGACACUAUCGAGCCUGCGCCAGAAAUUCGACGCAGACCUCGCCGCAUGGCAGACCUCGGCUACAUGGACGACUCUGCGCGACUCGCUCUUGCGUAUCCUGGCCAGAUUGCCAGCCGGUAGCGAGUUCGACCGGCUGGUAUGCAUUGGCUUGGGCUCGCCCAGCGGGCUGCGCGAUGGCUGGGUUGACCGGCGCGACGUCGCGUCAUACCAGCUCGCAGCAUUUGUAUCGCUCGUGCAGAGCGUCCAGCAGGAGCAGGAGCAGGAAACCUCCCAAACGGGAGAAGCAGCAGCAACAACAAGAAAAAUGGAAAUCAUCGCGCAAGACCCCAUUUUCAACGCGCUCGACAAACAGCUCCUCUCAUCCCUCGGCAUCACCGUCGUGGCCCACCCGCAAGCUUUCUCAAGCGUGACCGCGCAGACUCUGCUCUUCGCGCCGGGCGCUGAGAAGCGCCAUCUCGAGCUGGUUUUGCCGGCGCGGCCGCUUGUGCUGUUUGGGGGGCCGUUGGAGGAAGAUACAGGCAGACUUUAUCAAAACCAGCAGAAACAAAAAGACAGCGUGAUAGAACAGUUUUUGACGACAACGCAGUCGAUGAAACUCGUCGAGUUUGGGCCGCGGCCAGAGGCGUUUUGGCGCAUGAGGAUUUACUGGAGAGAUCUCGUUGAUUAA